This is a messenger RNA of Colletotrichum spaethianum, 654 nucleotides long. RefSeq names its product zinc-type alcohol dehydrogenase-like protein. Gene Ontology annotation, molecular function: oxidoreductase activity. The record is from RefSeq and is a predicted model, not a curated record. NCBI's taxonomy places the organism in Eukaryota, Fungi, Ascomycota, Sordariomycetes, Glomerellales, Glomerellaceae. The transcript has 3 exons. Bases 1 to 654 code for a protein of 217 amino acids.
AUGGCGUAUUGGAUCAUUGCUGUGGGUGACAAGGCGAGAGCCUUGGUUGUGGGUGACCGAGUAGCGCCCAUUAUCGAUACCGAGUUCGUUACCGGCUACGAGCCAGGGCGGUCCUGGCUUGCUGCGGAUGAGGAUUUUGUGCUUGCGGAUCACCUCGUGUUUGACGAGAAGUUGCUGGCUAAGCUACCUCCUCAUCUCGACUGGGUCAACUGCAGUAUCAUUCCAUACGCUGGCACGACGGCUUGGUCUGCGAUCAAGGGCCUGUCAGUCGGCCAAAGUGUCCUGAUUCAAGGAACAGGCGGCGUUGCCAUGUUUGCACUCAAGCUGGCGCAGGCUUCUGGUUUAAGGGUCAUACUAAGUUCUUCCAGCGACGCAAAGAUCAAGGCAGUUCAAGAAUCGUUUCUUUUAGCGCCCAUAGAGGGCGUCAAUUACGUCGCGAAUCCCAGUUGGGAAGAUGAUGUGUUGAAACUGACAGAUGGCGUCGGCGUUGACUUGGUCGUUGAGAACGGGGGCACCCCAUCGCUCGUGCAGAGUAUGAAGUGCACACGCCGUGGUGGUAUUGUGAGCCAAGUCGGAUAUCUAGGCAAACAAGAGCCUGUUCAUUUAAAGGAGUUCGUGUCGACCAUCAUCGAUAGGAGAGUCAAUGUCAGGUAA